CAUGUUAUGAUAAAACGAAAGACUGCCUUCGUCUUCAGUAUCUGUGCAGCCACCCUGCAUACUAUGACCUAAUGACACAGCAGUGCCCAUUAACCUGCAAUAGAUGUAAUGUUACAGUUACGAUACGACCAGCACAACCAACGUCACGUGAGUUACUUACUGCAUUGGAUACCAGUAGAGUACUGAAUGAAAUUCUGUCAUUUGAAAAGAAGGAGAUAGAAAGAAAGUAUUUGUGUAACGACCCCCUUUAUUACCAACUAAUGACUGAGCAGUGUCCGCUAACUUGUAAUAGAUGUAAUGGUACUUCUGCUGGCAUCGGAUCAAGUAAGUUGUUUAGAUUUAAAUUGGAUCAAAUUUGAAG
Strongylus vulgaris is the source of this 361-nucleotide messenger RNA. The record is from the annotation of a GenBank genome assembly. Lineage: Eukaryota; Metazoa; Nematoda; Chromadorea; Rhabditida; Strongylidae.